Molecule: messenger RNA, 519 nt
Organism: Caenorhabditis remanei
Lineage: Eukaryota; Metazoa; Nematoda; Chromadorea; Rhabditida; Rhabditidae
Exons: 6
Coding region: 1-519 (172 amino acids)
Source: RefSeq, a predicted model, not a curated record
AUGUCAGUUGCAAUUCAAAUGGACGAAGAACGAGACAACUGGCUGAAUUUUGUUGCAAAAGGAAAUAAAAUUCUCAAACUUGCCAAUCACAUUGAAAAAGAGACUAAAAACAGGAUGAAUCGAAUGGAGAUCUGUGUGAUCUACAUAGAUCUACUAGAUGAAAAAGACGAAAAACUCCACUACAUCGACAAAGAUUCUAUGAUGAUGACGGGGAACAGAAGAUUCUCUUUACGUCAACGUAUGUUUGUCGGCUCGAUUGAGAGUGAGACUGGAUCCAAGUUUAAUCACAGCAAUCAAGGAAUUGAUGUUAACCUUCCAUUAUGUUGUGACAUAGAGAAAAUCAACGCCCUAGAAAUUGUUCGAGAUUACAUGUUGCCAUGUGGAUCAGACCAGCACACACGAACCCAAGUGUUCAUUCAGAAAUUAUCGCAUUUGGAAGAGGAAAACGCCAUUUUGGGAAUUGCGCGUCAAGCAAUCAAUUCGAUGAGAAAUGUUGUAGCAUCUAUUUUCUCCUGGUAG